This is a messenger RNA of Prionailurus viverrinus (fishing cat), 1094 nucleotides long. It is a transcript of the gene MDP1, whose product is annotated as magnesium dependent phosphatase 1. The record is from RefSeq and is a predicted model, not a curated record. The coding region runs from base 111 to 983 and encodes 290 amino acids. Lineage: Eukaryota; Metazoa; Chordata; Mammalia; Carnivora; Felidae. The transcript has 5 exons. Gene Ontology annotation, molecular function: acid phosphatase activity.
GAAUGCGGGGGAGGGCUCUGGGUUCUGGAGAGAGGCGGAUUCGGAGAAAGGUUGAGUGAAGAGUGAGUGACAAAGCUACGGAUAACUUAGGUCUCAGCUGGUAAGAUAAAAUGAGAGAGGUGUCGGAUGAAAGGGCUCCCUUCCCUGGCGUCUCUAGCCGAUUCCCGCCACGCUGGGUGGAGAAGAAAGGGAAGAAGGUGUCUCGGAGAGAUGGACUACUGCGGUCCCGUGGGUGGUGGCGUGGGCACUUAGCUACAGUCCUUCCCCUGCUCCGCCGUCAGGAGGCGCUCUUGCGCGGCCUCCAGACCCACGGCCGCAGCUCCGCACGGCGACGCUCUAGUCACUGUUUCUCUAAGGCAGGAGGGGCGGUUUGCAGCCGCAAGGGCUCGCCUCGCAUCGCGCAGCCUGCCAGCGCCGGUCAUGACGCGGCUCCCAAAGCUGGUGGUUUUCGAUCUGGAUUACACGCUCUGGCCGUUCUGGGUGGAUACGCACGUAGACCCCCCGUUCCACAAGGGCAGGUGAGGCGGCGCCGGGGAGGCCGGGUCCGGGCGGGCCGGCCUCCGCUGAGCGCGCUCUCGCCCUCCAGCGACGGGGCCGUCCGGGAUAGGCGGGGCCAGACAGUCCGACUGUAUCCAGAGGUGCGUGACGUCCUGGAAAGGUUGCAGGGCCUUGAGGUACCCGUCGCGGCCGCUUCACGAACAGGGGAGAUUGAAGGGGCCAACCAGCUACUGGAGCUCUUUGACCUUGACAGAUACUUUGUUCAUCGGGAAAUCUACCCAGGCAGCAAGGUCACCCACUUUGAGAGGUUGCAGCAGAAGACAGGAGUUGUCUUCUCCCAGAUGAUCUUCUUUGAUGACGAGAAGCGGAAUAUCCUAGACGUCAGCAAACUGGGAGUUACCUGCAUUCAUGUCCAGAAUGGAAUGAAUCUUCAAACCCUAAGUCAGGGACUGGAGACAUUUGCAAAGGCCCAAGCUGGGCCCUGAGGCCCAGUCCUGUGGAUGAGCCUCAUUUGAAACAUAAAACUGAAAGGAAAUCAUGAAGGCAUUUUCAGGUGUAUUUGUAAAUUAUUAAAGUAUGUUUGUGUGUGACAGAAA